Sclerotinia trifoliorum is the source of this 2675-nucleotide messenger RNA. The record is from the annotation of a GenBank genome assembly. NCBI's taxonomy places the organism in Eukaryota, Fungi, Ascomycota, Leotiomycetes, Helotiales, Sclerotiniaceae.
AACAGCUUAUAGUUUGAAGUGUAAAUAAAUAAAAUUCCUACUAGUAAACGAUGUAAUUUAAAAUACCAUUCGAGAAAGAUACGAACGUCUUUCCUUAUAUAUAGCUGCUAUCGUUGAGAGGUAGAAAUAACACCAAGCUACCCGCCAACGACAAUAUAUAACCGCUAAAAUGCGUUUCAAUCACGUGUCUUCAAUUUGUCAUGUGCUUGCCGUGCUUUUCCCCACCUUCGCUAACUCGUCUCCUGACCCUGCAUCAUCUUUUAUUUUCGGCACACUUGGUGUGGAUGCCACCUUCGAUUAUGUCGUGAUUGGCGGGGGAACUGCCGGUCUGGUAGUUGCAACGCGGCUCUCGCAACAGCCGAAUGUGUCUGUUGCGGUAAUCGAGGCGGGAGGAUUUUACGAGAUCGACAACGGGAAUCUGAGCGUGGUACCCUCUGACGAUACCUUUUUCACGGGAUAUAGUCCAGCCGAUACCAAUCCUCUGGUAGAUUGGAGCUUUGUGACUGUUCCCCAAGCUGUAAGUGCCUCCUAGCUAUCGACUAUCCGGGCAUAGGCACGCCCUUAGAUCACAAAUUCUUACAAGCUUCUUUCCCUAGGGCAUGAAUGAUAGAACACUGCAUUAUGCGAGAGGAAAGUGUCUGGGUGGAAGGUAUGCUCCCAUAUUUUUGCCCUUCCUCUGAUUUGUAUGAUCUCUCCUCACAAAAUUACCUCGCACAGUUCUGGCCGAAAUUAUUUUACGUACCAACGUGGAACCAAGCAAUCAUAUCAGAGAUGGGCCUCUGAAGUAGGCGACAGCUCCUAUGAAUUCGAUUCAUUAUUACCAUACUUCAAGAAAGGUGUUAACUUCACCCCUCCAAACAAUGCCCUUAGGCCAUCAAAUGCUUCGUUGAGCUAUAAUGCCAGUGCCUUCGAUCCUAAUGAAGGGCCACUUCAGGUCUCCAUUCCAAUUUGGGCCAACCCAUUCUCUUCAUUUGCAAAACUUGCCUUUGAGUUACUUGGAUUUCGAUCGGAACUGGAUUUUGUUAGCGGAACACUUUCUGGUGUACAAUAUAACAUGAAUACCAUAGAUCCGAAGCAACAAACCCGGAGCUCAUCCGAAUCAUCCUACCUAAGUACAGCAGCAACCUCAUCAUUAAGAGUUUUCAAUGGAACAUUGGCAAAGAAGAUUUUGUUCAACGGUACAACUGCUUGCGGAGUGUUAGUUAACACUAGUGGUGAAGAGUAUAAGCUGUUUGCAAAGAAUGAGGUUAUUUUGUCUGCCGGAGCAGUAAGCAACUAUUUUUUGCAAGAAUCGUUACCACAGCUAACAAUUGAUCAGUUCCAAUCACCACAGUUACUUAUGGUAUCAGGGGUGGGACCUAAGUCGACAUUAAACCAAUACAACAUCCCUAUAAUCUCAGAACUGCCGGGGGUAGGCCAGAAUAUGUGGGAUCAUGUAGUCUUUGGUCCGAGCUAUCAAGUCAGCGUUAUCACUCAUUCUGCGGCAUCAAAUGCAUCUUAUCUUGCAUUAGCUACAGAACAGUAUUACAAAAAUGGUUCAGGCAUGUUAGGCAAUCCGGGUGGCGAUCUUAUCGCCUGGGAGAAACUUCCCAACCCUUACCGCAAGUCGCUAAGCGGAGCAACUCUCAAGGAACUUGCCACUUUCCCAAAAGAUUGGCCGGAGAUCGAAUAUCUAAUUCUGGAUGCGUAUGCCGGUAACCGUUCUAACCCCAUUGCAUAUGCACCUAAUACUCCAUACAUGUAUGCCGCUCCCGCGGCAGCACUUGUUGCUCCACUAAGCCGGGGAAAUGUCACUAUUUCCAGUACCGACACAGCCGACCCCCCUCUUAUAAAUCCCAACUGGCUUUCGCAUCCAGCAGACCAAGAGCUCGCCGUUGCAGCAUUCAAACGCAUCAGAGAGCUUAUGGAUACUGAUGAGAUGAAAAGCAUCACCGUUGGGAGUGAAAUUUUCCCGGGACUGGAUGUGUGUACUGAUGCGCAGAUUUUGGAAUCCAUUAGAAAUUAUAGCACGAUGGUUUUUCAUGCCUCCGCAACUUGUAAGCACAUUUCCCUCCCAUUUGUCCCAUGUUAAAGCAAAAUCGUGAAGUUCGGAAUGCUAAUGAAGGAAACGUAUAGGUAAGAUGGGCGUUGCGAGCGAUCCGAUGGCCGUAGUAGAUUCGAAGGCUAGAGUCUUUGGAACCAGUAAACUACGUGUUGUAGAUGCAGCGGCGUUCCCUUUCCUUCCUCCGGGUCAUCCACAAUCAACCAUAUGUGAGUUACCCCGUAAAAUCUAGCAUUAUGAUCCACAUUACCUCUCUUCACAUAAGCUAAGCGAAGAAUCAAAACUGACGAGAAUUAGACGCAUUGGCGGAGAAAAUUGCAGAUGAAAUAAUUCUUGGAAUGUGAUAUGAUCUAGAGUGAUUAUACUUCUAGGAAUAGAUAAAAUAGAAAACAUAGCUCGAGAUAUAAUUAGAAUAGAAAAAGUCUCUUACAAUAAUAUGCCCGUUAAUGCAUUUGACUAUAAGAUUUUAUGUGGAAGUGUAUGCGGAUUUUUUUGGUCAUAAAUCUCCGGCUAUUGCUUCCACUAAUCUUUUUUCCUUCAUAUCACAAUGAUACGAGAGCUCCUUUCUUGCUGCAGAGUAAUUCAUUAAGUGACUGACUACUGAUACCAUCAAGCAGAAGUCAGAUGUCUGAGG